Messenger RNA from Podarcis raffonei (Aeolian wall lizard), 3215 nucleotides. Its product is annotated as zinc finger protein 501-like. Gene Ontology annotation, molecular function: DNA-binding transcription factor activity, RNA polymerase II-specific; RNA polymerase II cis-regulatory region sequence-specific DNA binding. Bases 197 to 1738 code for a protein of 513 amino acids. NCBI's taxonomy places the organism in Eukaryota, Metazoa, Chordata, Lepidosauria, Squamata, Lacertidae. The transcript is spliced from 3 exons. The record is from RefSeq and is a predicted model, not a curated record. Gene Ontology annotation, cellular component: nucleus. Gene Ontology annotation, biological process: regulation of transcription by RNA polymerase II; central nervous system development.
CGGCAGGAAAUGGUCUAGUGGGGGGAGAAAUAGAGGGGGUCGCUUCCUUUUUGUCUUCCAACAAGAGAGAGGCUGGCCGACAGACUGAGCAGUUGCUCUGCGAGGGGGUGGUGCACUUUGAGCCAGUGGCUGUGUAUUUCACCAAGGUGGGUGUGACCUCCAAAAUUCAGAGCAUAGAUCUCUUCACAAGGAAGUCAUGCCAGAAGACAAUGAGAACAUGGCAUCUGUAGCAGGUGAUGCGAAGGAUAAUGAGAUUCAUGAGGAGCCAUCUUUGGAUUCGUUGAAAACAAUCAAGCAUGAAGUGGGGGAAAAUACAUUUGGAAACCAAAGGACAUCAAAAAGGCAGGACAGAAAGCGGUCAAAGAAUUGGAGGAAGAAAUACUCUGCUUCUCCAUGUUCAGAACACCCUCAACUUCCCCCAGAUACUGAAAGAGUGAAAAAGUGUCCAGUGUGCGGGAAAAUGUUCAAAGACAAAUCAACACUAAAUAAUCAUCGCAGAACCCACACAGGGGAGAAACCCUAUAAAUGCAUGCAAUGUGGGAAAGGCUUCAGUGUGAGUGGUAACCUUACAAUCCAUCAAAGAACCCACACAGGAGAGAAACCAUUUAAAUGUAUGGAAUGUGGAAAGAGCUUCAGUGUCAGCUGUAACCUUACUAAACAUCAAAGAACCCACACAGGAGAGAAACCGUAUAAAUGUACGGAGUGUGGAAAGUGCUUUAGUGAUAGCGGAAGUCUCACUUCACAUGAAAGGAUCCACAGAGGGGAAAAACCUUAUAAAUGUAUGGAAUGUGGAAAAGGCUUUUGUGUGAGCAAUAGCCUUAUUGCACAUCAAAUAAUCCACACUGGGGAGAAACCGUAUAAAUGUAUGGAGUGUGGAAAGUGUUUCAGCCAAUGUGCAAACCUAAAUACACAUCAGAGAACCCACACAGGUGAGAAACCAUAUAAAUGUAGGGAGUGUGGAAAGUGCUUCACCCAGAGCGUAAAUCUAAAAACACAUGAAAGAACUCACACAGGAGACAAACCAUAUAAAUGCUUACUGUGUGGAAAGUGCUUCCAUGGCAGUGGAAGCCUUACUAAACAUAAAAAAAUGCACACUAUGGAGAAACCAUAUAAAUGCAUGGAAUGUGGAAAAGGCUUCAGUGUGAGUGGUAGCCUUACUCUACAUCAAAGAAUUCACACUGGGGAGAAACCAUAUAAAUGUAUGGAGUGUGGAAAGUGCUUCAGCCAAAGUGCAAACCUUAAAACACAUCAAACAACCCAUACAGGAGAGAAACCUUAUAAAUGUGUGGAGUGUGGAAAGGGCUUCAUUAAUAGUGAAAAGCUUAGUUCACAUCAAAGAACCCACACAGGGGAGAAGCCAUUUAAAUGCAUGGAGUGUGGAAAAUGUUUUAGCCAGAGUGCACACGUUAAUACACAUCAAAGAACUCACACAGGGGAGAAACCAUAUAAAUGCUUAAUGUGUGGGAAAUGCUUCCAUGAUAGUGGAAACCUUACUAAACAUCAAAGAACCCACACAGGGGAGAAACCUUAUAAAUGCAUGAUAUGUGGAAAGAGCUUUAGUGUGAGCAGCACCCUUACUUCACAUCAGAGAACUCACACAGGAGAGAAACCAUAUAAAUGCUUAGUGUGUGGAAAAAGCUUCAGUCAGAGUGGAAGUGUUACUACCCAUCAAAGAACCCACACAAAGAAACAACUAUAUAAAUGCAUGGAGUUUGAACCAAGCUUCAAUCUUGAUUGAAAGCUUUCUUGGCAGCAAAAAAUGUGAGAAUAAUAUAAAUGCCUAAGAAAGCCUUUCCCACCCUGGCUUCCCACAGAAGUUGUAUUCCAACUCUAAUAUGACCCAUGAUCCAUAAAGAUCUUAGUAUGGAUCAAAAGAAAUUGCAUAAGAGAGACUAUAAAUCCCUGGGUAGUGGAAAGAGCACAGCAAAAUGGUUACGAAAUAUUCAAAAAACACAGGGAAGAAAUAAUAAAUGUAUAAAUUAAGAAAGAUUUAGAUAGCGUGGUUUCUUAUUUUAUGCAGGCAGGAGUGAAGUUAUUUAAAUACAUGCUCUCUGAGAGCAGACUUGCUAUGCAGGAAAGAACCCACACAGGGAGGAAGCCAUAUGAAUGUAUGGUAUAUGAAAUGAGUUUCACAGGGGACAUCAAAGAAUCCACAUAAGGAAGAAACAUCUGGGAUGUGUGUGAUGCAGAAUCAACACAAAUCUUCUUAGACUUUAGAGAACCUACACAGAUGAGAACCCACUGGCAUGCUUCUGUGACAAAUUCUUUGAUAUUUUAGGAUUUAUUAAGAUUAUGCUUUUCUCUGUUUUCCCCAAAUGCAGUAGGUAUUCUUCACUCAUGCUCCUGGGGACUAUCCCUUCCAUCAGUGUGCCUACACUAGAAUUUGCUCUUUGGAUUACAGUUUUUAUUUGUGCAGUAAGAAAGGUUGUCUAUUGGGAACACACAUUGCAUGGUAAAUGUCUUUGGAAAAUGUAACCAACACCCAAGGUUAAUGGGGUGGAUUAGAAAGUGAGGAUAUGAAUAGUAGGAAAUAAUCAGUUGGUUGUAAAGUUGGACAGUGUAGAUUAAAUUAGCAGAAGAUUUGAGUGGGCAGAUUUGAGAAAGGAAGCAGUGAGACUAAUAAUGCGUUGCAGUAAUUAAUGGGGGAAGGAAAUGUGUGACCAGUCUGUAUUUGAGAGAGGGGACCAAGUUUAUAAAAGCUCCAGUUAUUAGAUGGUGUAGAAGUAGUCGAAAUAUAUAUGGUGGCUGAUUUUCCAUCUUUUGUAGUUUUCUUAUACUUGAUCUAUUUCUUAGGUGCAUUUGUGAGACCCACUGCACACUUUCCAACACUGGUUGAGAUUCACCUAAUCAAUCCCAUCAGCAGAAGUCAUGUAAUGGGGGUGGCCCACCGAAGCCCCCAAAAUUGGCUGAAGCGGCAGUUCAGGGGAAAAAAACAAAGUAGAGCAUGGGGGGGCGUGUUGCAACCAGCUAGCUGGAAUGCUUGUGCAGGUGAAACAUUUGUAAUGGUGCGUCACGGAACUCCAUCCUUUGCAAAUUACAUUUCCUGUCGAAGUUACUUUAGAGAUUAGAGGUUGUUGGUGAUUUGUGUUUGGUCCAUUUUUAAUGUAGCGGUUGAGAUGUAAUCAAGAAAAUAGGAUCAGUUGCACCUGAAAACUUCACUACUAACGUUUAUGCUUUAAAUACACAAUAAAAGAUUCAAGUGGUGAACUGUGAAA